Echinostoma caproni is the source of this 2133-nucleotide messenger RNA. Lineage: Eukaryota; Metazoa; Platyhelminthes; Trematoda; Plagiorchiida; Echinostomatidae. The record is from the annotation of a GenBank genome assembly.
AUGAAAGCGAAAAAUUACGAACGCGUUGAAAAGUUAUUUCAGCGCAGUCUUGUCAAGAUAUUGCACAUAGAUUUGUGGAAACUUUACUUACAGUACAUCAGGGAAACGAAAGGAAAGCAUCAUGCAUUCAAACAAGUCCAAGGCUCCUAUGCUGAGAGCCAAAAGAUCACUGCAACAAGACGUGUAUACCAGAGGGCCAUUGUGACCCCUAUGUUGGGUAUAGAGACAAUUUGGAGAGACUACUGUAUGUAUGAGAACUCAAUCAAUCCAGCAAUCGCCAAAAAGUUUACGGAGGAACGCAGCCGAGAUUACAUGAAUGCCCGACGGGUUGCAAAAGAGUACGAAGUGAUCACUAAAGGACUGUGCCGAAACAUGCCUUCGGUACCUCCACAAAAUACACCAUAUGAAGCGAAGCAAGUUGAACUGUGGAAAAAAUACAUUCAAUGGGAGAAAGAUAAUCCAUUGAAGACCGAGGAUAUCAUCACAAUUACAAAAAGAGUCAUGUUUGCCUACGAACAGUGUCUUCUUUGCCUCGGACAUCACCCGGAUAUUUGGUACGAAGCUGCCAGUCACUUGGAGCAGGCGAGCAAAGUCCUUAUCGAGAAAGGUGACCAGACCACAGCCAGACAGUUUGCCAACGAUACGGCUGCCAUGUACGAAAGAGCCAUUGCCCUGUUGAAGACAAACAAAAUGUUGUAUUUUGCCUACGCGGAUUACGAAGAAGGUCGUUGUAAAUAUGCCAAAGUACAUUCGAUCUACAAGAAGUUGAUCUCUUUGGAAAACAUUGAUCCCACAUUGCCCUAUAUUCAGUACAUGCGAUUUGCCCGCCGCGCUGAAGGUAUCCUCUCGGCAAGGCACGUUUUCAAGCUUGCCAGGGACGAUCCACGGAUAAGCUAUCAUGUCUACUGUGCAGCCGCUUUUAUGGAAUAUUUCUGUAGCAAGGAUAAAGAAAUUGGGCACAAAAUCUUCGAACUCGGAAUGAAACGGUUUGGCGGUAACGCGGACUACAUCCUGUGCUAUGUGGAUUUCAUGGCUCAUCUGAACGAGGACAACAACAUUCGUGUCCUAUUCGAACGAGCGUUGGGAUCCAAUCAGAUCGCCCCGGAACGUUCAAGGCUUAUUUGGGCCCGUUUUCUUCAGUUUGAAUCACAGGUGGGUGAUUUGGCCAGUAUUCUCAAAGUUGAAAAACGUCGUCUACAGUCUAUGGAGUCUGUGAAAGAGGCUUCUCGAUUGGAGAGUGCACUCCUGAUCGAUCGUUAUAGGUUCCUCGACUUACUUCCCUGCUCAGAUUCCGAAUUGCGUUCCUUGGGCUAUCGGGAGCUCGCCCGCUUUCAGUUAUCUGGAUUGGGAAAAAAUCACGAUGAACUGCUUAGUGGUGUGGUCGGAUCGUUGGCUGGUGCGCUCUCGGGAAUUGGCACUGGUGGGGUCAGUGCGGAUGGAACGGGUGGCGGAGGCGCCUCGGGGUCGGGUGAACAACGACCAGCCUAUCCACAACCGGAUAUCAGUCAAAUGCUCCCAUUCAAACCAAAAGCGUAUCCUCGAACUGGUAGCCAUCCGGUGGCUGGUGGGGAAUUUCCGCCACCGCCCACAGCAUCUGCUCUGUUGCGACUGUUGCCACCACCUGAAUGCUUUCAUGGACCAUUUGUUGAAGUGGACAAAUUUUUGGAGCAUUUCCUCGAGUUGGAAAUUCCCGACGAUUACAUGGAUAUUGUGAAUGCGGAAUCCGAGGAACUGGCUAACAGUAUAGACCCAGGCACAGCGUUGUCCAUUGAACUGGCCAGCACGGCCGGAUCCACUGCACCCAUGCUACUGGCCGCUCGAAAACGCCGCCAACAGUUGAGCCUGGAUCCUGCUGUCGCAGUUGCUGGCAGUACUCGUGCAUCACGUACGGGCACCAAUCAAAUCCGUGCUAAGAAACGACCCUGCCUGAACGCUUUCGGGGACUCCGAGGAUGAGGCGGAUGAGGAAGACGAUGAAGAGGACGACGACGACGACGAAGAGGAACGAGCUGCCGCUCUUAUGGGUGUUGCCGGUGCCGGCUCCACUGCGGCUGUGGGUUCCGAUCUACUUCGUGGCACCCUGGCUGCUCCACUGGAUCUCUAUCGGUUGCGACAGCUACAAAGAGCGAAGUAA